Selaginella moellendorffii is the source of this 459-nucleotide messenger RNA. RefSeq lists its product as uncharacterized. The coding region runs from base 1 to 459 and encodes 152 amino acids. The transcript is spliced from 3 exons. Lineage: Eukaryota; Viridiplantae; Streptophyta; Lycopodiopsida; Selaginellales; Selaginellaceae. The record is from RefSeq and is a predicted model, not a curated record. Gene Ontology annotation, cellular component: nucleus.
AUGAAGAAGCGGCAGCCAGGCGGCAAGGGAGCGAGCAAGGAGGCAGUGAAAUCCCGGUCGUCUUACAACCCAUGUGAAAUCAAGAAGAAGCGUGAGUUCUAUCAGAACGCCAAGAAGGUGCAGAAGUAUAAGAAGCUGAAGAAGGAGCUCGAUCCUCAAAAUGAAGAUGGUGCUGGCGGCAGCCGUAGCCAAAUUGGUGGAAGAAGGCACAGAAAACGGGGCUUCAGUUCCCUGGAGAGGCUGAGAGGCGAAUAUGAAAGGAAGAAAGAGGAGGUGGAAGUUGUCAAGGAAGAGAGAGCAAAGGAGAAUGUGGCGAGGCAGCAGGCUCGGGAGCACUCGGAGAAGCUGAGGAAGCAGACCAAGGCAAAGAUGUUUAAGAAAACUUCCAAGGGUCAGCCAGUGAUGAAAUUCAGGCUGGAGCAAAUACUCAACAAUGUGAAGUCUGGUAAAGCACAGUGA